Odocoileus virginianus texanus is the source of this 1957-nucleotide messenger RNA. The record is from RefSeq and is a predicted model, not a curated record. NCBI's taxonomy places the organism in Eukaryota, Metazoa, Chordata, Mammalia, Artiodactyla, Cervidae.
AUGCCAAGUCAGAAACCUAGGAAACUAGAUGCUCUCAGCCAUGAAGAACUUAGAGAGGGACUAAAGAAAGAAUUGGUGCUGACCAGAGUACCUGGUCUGAAUGGAAGUAGAUACUGUUCUUCUCAGGCUAAGAGGUUUUCAAAUCUAGUUGAAGAAGGAGCCAUCUCUCUCAGCAUGGAAUACAGGCCAGAUGAAAGCCAAGUCCUUCAAGCUCUCUGCUUCCUUGCAGCCUGCUACCAGAAUCAGGGUUCUUGUAGUGAAUGUGGUUCUGAACAACCGCACUUUAACAGUCAGGCAAAGGAGGAGGAUUCUCUGAGGUCGGCCAUUAAGCGCUUCCUGGACCGGGUCUUUGCGGCCCGAAACCUACCAACGCAUUAUCCUUGGACGUGCCUCCGGCCUGGCGUCCCCCGCGCCGCGACACAGGUGGAACGGGCCGUGACGUCACGAGACCGCGACUCAAUCAGACGCGGCGUUUGGGAAAUUUUAAAUUUAAAGGCGGGGUGGCCCGUAAGCUCUGAAUCGCCGGACGCGGAGGUUUCUGACGUAUUCCCUGGGAUCCAACCAGGCAGGAUGGCGGAGGAAGGAGCCGUAGCGGUCUGCGUGCGGGUUCGGCCGCUCAAUAACAGAGAAGAAGCACCUGAAAAAGAUAUUCAAGUGUACUGGAAAACUGACAAUAAUACAGUUUAUCAAGUUGAUGGGAGUAAAUCCUUCAAUUUUGAUCGUGUCUUUCAUAGUAAUGAAACUACUAAAAAUGUGUAUGAAGAAAUUGCGGUACCAAUCAUAGAUUCUGCCAUCCAAGGCUACAAUGGUACUAUAUUUGCCUACGGGCAGACUGCUUCAGGAAAAACAUACACCAUGAUGGGUUCACAAGAGUAUUUGGGAGUAAUACCCAGGGCAAUUCAUGACAUUUUCCAGAAAAUUAAGAAGUUUCCUGAUAGGGAAUUUCUCUUACGUGUGUCUUACAUGGAGAUAUACAAUGAAACCAUUACAGACUUACUUUGUGACACUCAAAAAAUGAAGCCUUUAAUAAUUCGGGAAGACUUCAAUAGGAAUGUGUAUGUGUCUGACCUCACAGAAGAAGUUGUUUAUACAUCAGAAAUGGCUUUGAAGUGGAUCACUAAGGGAGAAAAGAACAGACAUUAUGGAAUUACAAAAAUGAAUCAGCGAAGUAGUCGUUCUCAUACCAUUUUUAGGAUGAUUUUGGAAAGUCGAGAGAAAGGUGAACCUUCUAAUUUUGAAGGAUCUGUCAAAGUGUCCCAUUUGAAUUUGGUCGAUCUUGCAGGCAGUGAAAGGGCUGCUCAAACAGGUGCUGAAGGUUUGCGACUCAAGGAAGGCUGUAAUAUAAAUAGAAGUUUGUUUAUUUUGGGACAAGUGAUCAAGAAACUUAGCGAUGGACAAGUUGGUGGUUUCAUAAAUUAUCGAGAUAGCAAAUUAACACGAAUUCUCCAGAAUUCCUUGGGAGGAAAUGCAAAAACACGUAUUAUCUGCACAAUUACCCCCGUGUCUUUUGAUGAAACACUUAGUACUCUCCAGUUUGCCAGCACUGCCAAAUAUAUGAAGAAUACUCCUUAUGUUAAUGAGGUAUCAAGUGAUGAAGCUCUCCUGAAAAGAUAUAGGAAAGAAAUAAUGGAUCUUAAAAAGCAAUUAGAGGAGGUUUCUUUAGAGACUCGAGCUCAGGCAAUGGAAAAAGACCAACUAGCCCAACUCUUGGAAGAAAAAGAUCUACUUCAAAAAGUCCAGAUUGAGAAAAUUCAAAACCUAACAAGGAUGCUGGUGACAUCUUCUUCCCUAUCAUCGCAGCAAGAAUUAAAGGCUAAAAAAAAACGAAGAGUCACUUGGUGCGUGGGGAAAAUUAACAAAAUGAAGGACUCAAACUACGUAAAUGAAUUUAAUAUGGCAGCAAAUGUAACAACAAGAACACAUAAGGCUGCUGUAAGUUUAGGAGAAAUUGAUGAAU